Messenger RNA from Cuculus canorus (common cuckoo), 4170 nucleotides. RefSeq names its product solute carrier family 16 member 6 (gene SLC16A6). Gene Ontology annotation, molecular function: monocarboxylic acid transmembrane transporter activity. Gene Ontology annotation, biological process: monocarboxylic acid transport; transmembrane transport. Lineage: Eukaryota; Metazoa; Chordata; Aves; Cuculiformes; Cuculidae. The record is from RefSeq and is a predicted model, not a curated record. The transcript is spliced from 6 exons. The coding region runs from base 215 to 1786 and encodes 523 amino acids.
CGCGGGGCGAGCCGGGCCGGGCGCGCACAUGGCGCUGCGGAGCCGCCGGCGGAGACCGGCUGCAGCCGGUAUAUAAAGGGCUGGGAGCGAGCGCAGCAGCAGCCGCCGCCGCGGGCAGCGGGAGCACCGGCGGGCAGCGGGGCCCCCUCGUCUCCUCGCCCCGCUCGCCCGGCCAUGGGCAGCCCUUAAGCCCCGCUCGGCACCCGAUCAAAAAAUGACUGUCAAAGCCGUAAAAAUGUCGUGCACCACUCCAAAUGUUUAUACUAAAGUGCCUGAUGGAGGAUGGGGUUGGACAGUUGCUUUUGCUUUCUUCUUUGUGGAAGCUCUAACGUACGGCAUUAUAAAAUCAUUUGGCGUCUUCUUUAACGACUUGAUGGAAAGCUUUGAUGAAACCAACAGCAGGAUAUCAUGGAUAAUAUCCAUCUGUGUGUUUGUACAGACCUUCACAGCUCCUCUAUCAACAAUCCUCAGCAAUCGCUUCGGUCACCGCUUCGUGGUGAUGGCCGGAGGGGUGCUGAUCAGCACUGGCGUGGUCACUGCCUCCUUCGCCCGCAAUGUUGUGGACAUGUAUGUCACCAUCGGUGUCAUCUCUGGCCUUGGAUACUGCCUCUCUUUCCUCCCGACUGUCACCAUUUUAUCACAGUAUUUUGACAAAAGACGUUCGCUGGUCACAGCAGUGGCAUCUACCGGAGAAUGUUUUGCUGUUUUCUCCUUUGCACCAGCAAUUACUGCUUUGAAGGAGCAGAUUGGCUGGAGAUACAGCCUCCUUUCUGUUGGGGUGCUACAGCUAAGCAUCGUCGUCUGCGGAUCACUGCUGCGACCCAUUAUCAUCAAAGAGCAAGAAGAAGUGAAAGCGCAGCCUCCAGAAGAGCCCACAGAGACAAAGUACAUGCUUGAAAAUGAGCAAACACGCACCUCAAUAGAGUCCAUAGACUCAGGAGUAGAAAUAACUACCUCACCCAGCAAUGUGCCUGGAAACGCCAAAGCAGAGCAUAAAAGUGAAGAACCAAAGGAACACAUACAGACACUUGUUGGAAAUAAAAGCACCCCUGCAGAACCAAAAACCAAACUACUGGACUUUUCUGUGAUGAGAGACUGUAGCUUUAUCUGUUAUGCAUUCUUUGGCCUCUUUGCUACCGUAGGCUUCUUUGCUCCCUCCCUCUACAUCAUUCCCAUGAGUCUCAGCCUUGGCAUUGGCAAAGACCACUCUGCAUACAUACUGUCAGCCAUGGCGAUCGCAGAGGUCUUUGGAAGGAUUUCAGCUGGCUGGGUUCUCAACAGAAAGCCCAUCCGCAAGAUCUACAUCGAACUCAUCUGCGUUGUUCUGCUGUCUGUAGCAUUGUUUGCCUUCCCUUUUGCCUCUGAAUUCUGGGGCUUGAUGACAUGUAGCAUAUUUUUUGGGUUCAUGCUCGGAACGGUCGCGGGCACACAUAUUCCUCUCCUGGCAGAAGAUGACGUGGUUGGCAUCGCAAAGAUGUCUUCUGCAGCUGGAGUCUACGUCUUCAUUCAAAGCUUAGCUGGGUUGGCGGGACCACCCCUUGCAGGUGUCUUAGUGGAUACGACCCAGAACUACAGCUCAGUCUUUUACUCCUGUGCUGCUGGCAUGGUCCUGGGUGCUGUGUUUCUGUCCCUGGUGAGACCGUGCAAGGUUGGGCUGUGCCACCGCCAGCAGCAGUGCGCAGAGGAGGGGGUGAUGGAGGUAGUACUGGACUUGCCAGAGGACUUUAUUGACAUGGAUAUUGCAAAAGCAGAAAAUUCAGGAAAAGGCUGUGAUGGCGCGGCAUAAAAAAACCCUGUUCCUCCUCCAUCUAAAGUACUCUGUGUAAGACCGGGGAAAACAUCAGCUCUGCUCCAUGUUUUAAAACUACAUUCUAAAGGGAAUGUGAAAUUUUAAAUGUGAACAGUUGCCACCAACGACUCUUUUUUAAUUAUUAAAAAAAAAAAAAAGACUCUUUUAACCAACAACGGAAAGCUGCAUAGAAAAUACAGAUAGCCACAUAAGAAUAACUUCUGUCUAGCAUGAAGAUGUGAUGCACACUCCUGCUUUCCUGAUACCAAGCGUAGGUAAAGGUUUGAUACAUCCCAGAAAAACUGACAACAGCAACAGCAGAAGCGGCUCAGCCUCUGACUGUCCUCACGCAUUCCCAACUGCAAAUUCCAUGCAGCCAAGAAACCGAUGAUAGAAACUGGAGAUGAGCAUUUUGUGCACCACCAGUAGCCAACUGCAUCUUCUGGAAGAAUAUGGACUUGUGUUUCAGAUUUGAGGAGAAGGCUAGGCUAGAUAACUGACUUAAACCAUUGUUAAUGUUCUUCUAAUUAACUUGAAACAUCACAAAUGCUGGGAAAUCAGAGGCUCCAUAUGUCUUUAUGGCCAGUUACUACUGCACAUAUUUCAUAAGAUCAUUUUUCUUCUCCCCAUUGAUAUCCUUAGGACUGUUUACGAUUGAUAGUCAGAUCUGAUGUACUGUUUCUAAUUUAACUAGUAUUUAUUAAUUUAUUCUAAGAUUGUUAAAGAAGGUUAGCUUAAAUAACUGGAGAGGAAAAAUCAUCUUUUGCAUAACGGAAAGCUGCCUUGACAUCAAUCUCUUCAAUACCUAUCUUGUAUUGCUAGCUUGUGAAAUUGUUGGGAAACUUACUCUUACAGCAUAGAGUGUAGCUGUUUUUAAUAGGUAGGUCUUAGGUAACCUAAUUGUUAUUUAAAAAGGAAAAAAAAAUUAAUAAACUACAGACCCAGCAUCUCUUUCCAUAAGGCCUCAGCUGGUGCCAGCGGACCUCACUCCGCUCCCGUCAGCAGCCCACCCUGCAGGGAGGAUUUGGUCCAGUAUGUCUUAAUGUACCCGAAACCCUCGCUUACAGGUGCACAAGGAACUCUUUGCCGCAUCACCGAACGAAUGUGGAACCCCUCUUUUUUUCCCAGCCCCCUCGCAGCCCGCUGCCAGCCGCAGGGCACGGGACAGUUGGUCUGACUGUACCCCCUGCCCUGGCUCUCCCUGCUCCCCCAAAGUCAGCAAGAGGCUUUUUUUUUGUUGUUGUUUUUGCUGCUGACUUCAGUGAGAAAUGAACUGGAACCUGUGCACAUUGAAGGCCUGAAGGGAAUGAUAAGAGACAACGUACUAGCUGUUCAUUUAGUCUUAACAGGAGAGAUUCCUACUCACAGUGACACAAGCUUGCUUACCCCACCUAUAUGCAUCUUAACGCCUCUAGGCAACUCAGGGGGACAAAUAAAACGAGUCUGUUGUGGUUUGGGAAAAAAAAACCCAAACCAACAUUUCUGUGUAUUUAAGUGGAAGUGGCAUCGUGCAUUAACUGCUAUGCUGACCUGUCUAUAUUUUUACCAGCCAUAGAAAUGUGGGACAAUCUGUUAAAAACUUUUUAUGGGAAGGUGCUUGAGUUGGGGUGGGUUUUUUUUUUUGUCUUAGAUGUCAAAAAGAAAAAAAAAUCCAAACAAAAAAAAAAAAAACACAAACCACCAGGCACUCUUGUAACCAAGUGGCUAGAGCAAUCCAUCCUCACUGCCCGAGACCUGCGGUCUCGCGUCCUUCCUCUGCCUCAGCACUUUAUCACAGCCAGCAGAACCUCGCUGCGUUGCACCCAGGACUGGAAGACCCCUUACAGAGAACUAGAGUUUUGUGAAUCAGUGAGUAAAUGAACAAAUAAUGACAUUGCAUUAAGAUGUACUUUUUAUUUAUUGUUAAUUUAUGAUACUUCAAGCAUUUUGGUAAAUGUUCUGUAGACUAUAAUUGUAAGAUUAUUGAAGUCUGUGUGAGACGAGAGACUACAGCACUUUGCUAUUACAACUCUGCUUGGAAGUGGAAUGAGGCCUCCAGGUUUUGUGUGUGUGUGUGGAAGCUCCCUGUUCUGCAGAUUUGCAAGGUUCUACUUUAAUUUAAUUUUUGGUUUGGUUGGGUUUUUUGGUUUUGUUUUUUUUUUUUACAACAGUUUCCAAUACAGAUCAAAUAAUAUUUGUCACUGACCUCACAGUACGUUUCUGUUCCUGUCUGUGUAGUGGCACGAGCAGGGGAGCGAGUGAGUAUGUGUGCGUGCAGGCACAGCAGACCCAGAAGCGGGCUUUAACGCGUUCAAAGCAGGAUUUACUGAUCUGUUUGUAAUGUACCUAGUGGAAAUACUCUAAAACACUGAGUUUUGCAAUAAAAUUAUUCUUUUUUUUUC